AGUCGGUACCACAGGUACCACACUUGGUGUUCGAAGUGUCACACAAACUUGAGUAGUGUGUCAUAUCAUUAUACACACAAGUAAAUAUUAUAUACACCAGCAGCUCCGAGCGUGUAUCUCCGAGUCGUAAUAACAAACAACAUAACCUGAUUACACCAUUCCUCCCAGGCAGAACCAUUUUAUUUCGUAAAAAAUGACUGAUUCGAAUGAAAUUUUAAUAACAAGUGAUGCCAGUGGUUCGUUGUGGUCAUGUUGCGCUUGGGAUCCGAAAGCGGGUACCAAUUUAAUGACAUACAAAGGUGGUGGAGCGGCAAAUCCGCACGCAUUGUCAUUCAUCAAAAAUGAAUUCAUCAUUACCGGAGACAGUUCUAAGCCGCUACUUCACAUCUGGCCGGUAAACAGUCAAGAGCAGAUUCAAGGAACGCGAUUGGUUACGCCCGGGAAAAUAUCGUCGUUGGCCAUUUCACCGGACGGAAAUUACUGUGUUGCCAGUUCGGCCGAAAUUAUUUACAUUUGGCAAAUAUGUUCGGGUCGACUGUUGGCUGCCCUAUCGUUACACUACCAAAACGUGACUUCAUUGAAAUUCAUCGAUGAUGGAUCGCAUUUCGUUUCGGCGGGCAUUGAUGGAAAGGUUCUGGUUUGGAACCUUGGUUUGUCCAUCACACAAAGCAAUCACCAUCAAGUGGCACCAUUGUACACAUUCUCGGAUCAUGCCCUUCCCGUCACCGACGUACAUAUUGGCAAAGGGGCACUGAGAGCAUAUUUGGUGUCCGUGUCAUUGGAUCGUACAUGUCGCAUCUACGAUCUAUCUUCCGGUACGCAGCUGCUGAAUUUGGUAUUCCAAGAGUCACUGUCAUCCGUCACAAUGGACCAUUUGGACACGAAAGUGUAUUGCGGUUCGACUGAAGGAAAUAUUUUCGAAUUCAAUCUGCAGGCACCUCCGCGAAUGCGAGAGUAUCACUUGAAUGCAGACGAUUCGAAGAAAAAGUUUUCCGGACACAAGGGACACGUAACGUGCCUGUCGAUCUCACUGGACGGCAUAUCGAUGGUUUCGGGCGGUGUUGAUGAAAAUGUCAUACUGUGGCACAUACCCAGUAAACAAGUUAUCCAGACACUGUCGCACAAGGGCAGCAUCACGAAUGCAUUUUUCACAUUAGCACCGAAAUGUAUGUUCGAACCGGAGACGACGUUACACUUGAUUGUGAACAAUUUCAAACGAAUGACCGACAAAAAUGACGAGAAUCAAGUCGUGGAAAUCAUGGUGGAUCAGUACGAUACGACCGGUGACGAUGUGAGUGACCGGGAAUAUGUUUGUCAAAUUCAGCCGCAAGGUGUGUCCGAUGUGUCGGAAACGCUGGCUGAAUUGGAACAGCUUCGCGAAGAAAAUCGAAUUUUGAAGCGGAAAAACAAGCAAUUGUACGAGUAUGGAGUCAAGAAGAUUUUGAAUUUUAAAUAAAUUAAAA
This is a messenger RNA of Bradysia coprophila, 1463 nucleotides long. RefSeq names its product WD repeat-containing protein 18. Gene Ontology annotation, cellular component: nuclear pre-replicative complex; rixosome complex. The record is from RefSeq and is a predicted model, not a curated record. Gene Ontology annotation, molecular function: protein binding. NCBI's taxonomy places the organism in Eukaryota, Metazoa, Arthropoda, Insecta, Diptera, Sciaridae. Gene Ontology annotation, biological process: rRNA processing; DNA-templated DNA replication.